Messenger RNA from Colletotrichum navitas, 888 nucleotides. RefSeq lists its product as uncharacterized. NCBI's taxonomy places the organism in Eukaryota, Fungi, Ascomycota, Sordariomycetes, Glomerellales, Glomerellaceae. The coding region runs from base 180 to 629 and encodes 149 amino acids. The record is from RefSeq and is a predicted model, not a curated record. The transcript has 3 exons.
CAUAACUUGGUGUCCGCAGCUGAUUAGAGUGCUAAACUGUAGGUAGAUCUAGGUACCUUACUCGCGACACUUCGCGGUCCUUCGCGGUCCUUCGUGGUACUUCGCGGUACUUCGCGGUCCCCAUCCUUUUCCUUCAAGAUCCUGAAGGUGAUUUGGCAUAGCGAAGUUGGCAAUUUCCCAUGGGAGCCCAACUCCACGCGGUAGUCCCGUUUUGCCACACAAGGCGCGGAAAUACCGCCACGCCCGCUCUACCUAACACGACAACAGUCCAUGGUGCCUUGACAAGGGACCGAAGUACUUGUGUCCCUAAGUAUCUGUACCUAUCCAGAGAGGCUAGACCAGCCAGUCUUCAGUCUGUGUUGUCAUUGCUCAGUCCAACACAACUCGGUCAGGUAGAAAGCCAGGUGGGCGAUAGGUCGUGUACACACCCCUUGCUAAACGCGUACCUAAACGCAGUGCCACCAAGACUGUAUCGCUUGAGUAUAUUCGGAGAAUUGCUUCGUGGUGCAAACGAGCUGACCUCCAAAGACACAACGUUAGAUAUAAAGGGGAAUCGGUGGUUUGAUGUCUCUCAAGUCGUUGAUCGAAUUACCGACCUACUUAGGCACACCCUAAGGUACUUUACCUAGGUAGGCACGCAAUGUAACUACUGACAGAGUCUCCGUAGGGAACCACUUCAAGUAAGUGGUGUGCGGGGGGUGGAACCUGGUUUCGUCGUCACGCCUGCUGUGUGCAGUGCUGCGCUGUGCCUUGAUUUUGCUUCAUGCUUGUGCUUCGGUCCUUUUCCAUCCUGUCGAGAUGCAGGAACUUUUGAGGCAAAGUACCUAGCUUUGGCCAAGUGUCUAUCGGCUUAGUAGAUAAGCUAUCGGUAGGUUCGAAGACAUUCUG